AUGUUUCGGGUGAUCUAUGCUCGCGAAAGAGUUUAUGAAGCCAUUAAGACACCAUACUUCGAUAUUCUAUUGCUAUUUAUUUGGAACAUUGUAUACUAUACUACUUUAAAUCUCUAAUGCGAAGAAGACAACUUAAAUCAAUGCUUUGUAGAUCUAUUCGAGCUUAAUAUUGCCCAAAAUCUCUUAAGACUGAUCCUUUGUGAAAAUUGGAAAAAUGGCCUUGAUGGUGAGAUGCUAAAUUUGGAAAAUGAAUGCUUGAUAGAGACUCCCAAGAUCUGCUUAAUGGAUACACUAAACUCGUUUAUGGAUUUAUCUUAGUCAGAUUGCUAAACUCCUUAUAUUUCACCCUAAUUUUCAAAAUACAACACAACUAAGCCAUUUAUUGGUCUUUAUGAUACGACAAAAUUAACUGAUAAGGAAGAUAUUUUGGGAAGCUUAGCUCCACAUGCCUUAAAUAAAGUUUCAGGUUAUGAAAGUUUAGAGGAGGCAUUGUAAAAUCAUGAAUCAGUAAUUGAUGUAAAUUAAUAAACUUUGCAUCACAAAAUCCUUAGAAGUGAGUCAUUAGUUGAGUAAAGACAAGCAAUUGAAACUACUCCAGUUAAUUAAAAUCUUAUCAUAAUAUACAUAGAUGCCCUAUCAAGGGCAAGAGCGCAUAAGAAGCUACCUAAAACUAUGUAGUUUUUCAAAGAUUAAAUAAAUGCAGAAAAAGAUGUUUAUGAAUUCUAUAAGUAUAGCGCUUUUUAUGGAUAUACAGCUGAAAAUGUUGAGGCCAUUCAUUAUGGGUUUACGAUGGAUAAUUCUGAUAUGUAAAUGUAUUACUCCUACUAAUCUAUUACAUAAUACUUCAAAGACAAAGGAUUUAUUGUUGGUAGAUCUUAGAACUACUGUGAAAGAUUUUAUUUUCCAUUUACCUAGCAUAUCAUUGACAGAUUUAGCUUUGAACCAGCUGAUCAUGAAAUGAUAUCGUUUGCUUGUGAUCCACACUAUCAUUAAGAGAAAUUUCCAGACUUUGCUUACAUUGGACCAUACUCUAUGUUUAGAAAGUGCCUGUAUGGUUAGGACACAUUUUAAUAUGUAUUAGAUUUUGGAGAGGAUUUUAUGAAGACUUAUGAGAAUGAGAGAAAGGUUCUCUUCUUAAACUUUAUUGAUUACCAUGAGGGAACUGGAACUGCUGUGAGAUUCCUUGAUGAGCCUCUAGCUAGAUUUUUAUAAGAAUAAGAAUCUCAAAAUACAAGUUUUAUACUGAUGAGUGAUCAUGGCUUUCAUAUGAAUGGAUUAUUAUUCUAACUUGGUAGAAUUUAUGGUUAGAGUGAGAUUGAGAAACUAAUGCCUCUUUUAAUACUUUCUAAUCCUGGUGGCAUCCCUGAAAAAUAUAGGAAAAAUAUGUACUAUAAUGAAUAGAAACUACUAAGUCAUAAGCAGCUACACUAUUUUUUUAAGUAUUGGGCUACAGGGGAGAUUUAAAACCAGCCAAGUUUGAUAUCAGAAAUGCCUGAUGAUCUUACUAAUUGUUAAGAUAUUGGCUAUAAUUGCUAAUGUCAAAAUUAUUAUGUUACUACUUUUGGACUAUGA
This is a messenger RNA of Stylonychia lemnae, 1572 nucleotides long. Lineage: Eukaryota; Ciliophora; Spirotrichea; Sporadotrichida; Oxytrichidae. The record is from the annotation of a GenBank genome assembly.